AGCAGCGAGGGCUGCAGCGAGCGCUGUGGUGGGUGGGCGAGGGAGCGCGGGGCUCCUCCCCCUCUCCCCAGCAGCACUAACGUGCGCACACGGGUGGGGGUGUGCGAGCGGCGAGUCUCCCUCCCCGCUCCUCUCCACGGGCGCAGCCAGAGCCGCGCGUUGCAGGACUCCACUGCAGCCGCCCGCGCCUGGCCAGGAGGGCUGCGCGCUGCCACGCGGGGCAAACGCGCCCCGCACACGGCUACUGCGGGAAGCCUGGCCACAAACAGGGGAUUAGCUGCAGCUGCCUCCCUCUCCUCCCCGACUCUCCCGCCAGCGCUGGACGGCCGGAGCGCGGACACCUCAAGACAAAGUUCCUAGGAAAUCGCAAGAGUCAUAUUGUUCAGGAUUUCAAAGAGCUGUCAUUUAUCUUUGUGGAUACAAGUAACGGACAAUGGUGCCCCAACCGUCAGUUCAAGCUGCUUGAAAAAAGGCUUCUGUACAAACGGCAUGAAAGAACAGUCAAGCAUCACAUAUCGCAACUGACAUCUGUAUUAAAGACUGUGCAAAAUUCUCCUCCCACUUUAAGCCUUGAAACAAACCAAAAUGGAAAACUGAUUAAAAGAGGCCUUUCUCUGAGAUCUGUCUGUAACGUAACUAUACAUAUUAGAUGACUUUGGGAUACUCUUUACAUCAACAAUGAAAGGAUUAUCCAGCAACCGCAGUCAUCAUCAUGGGAUUACCUGUGACCCUCCAUGUGACAGUCUGCCACAUCACCCAGACAGGCAGCCAUAUUUGUUAAAUCCAGUGGACCCUCACCCUGCAGAUCACCCUUAUUAUACUCAGAGAAACUCUUUUCAGGCAGAAUGCAUGGUACCUUAUAAUGAUCAAAUUGCCAGCAGCACAUUUCCUCGGCGACAUUACAGUUCCCACCAUGAACUUAAAGAUGAGUGUGCUCUUGUUCCCCAUGGAACAGCUAACAAAACUAAUCGCAUUCCUGCCAAUCUUUUGGACCAGUUUGAAAGGCAGUUGCCUCUUAAUCGUGAUGGCUACCAUACCUUACAAUACAAACGGACUGCCGUGGAACAUCGCAGUGACAGUCCAGGGAGGAUCCGCCACUUAGUUCACUCUGUUCAAAAGCUCUUCACAAAGUCUCAUUCUCUUGAGGGACCAUCAAAGGGAAGUGUCAAUGGUGGCAAAGCAAGCCCAGAGGAGACACAGACUAUGAGGUAUGGGAAGCGUAGCAAGAGUAAAGAAAGGAGGUCAGAAGGCAAGUCCAGAUCCAAUGCACCAGGAUGGUGGAGUUCAGAUGACAACUUGGACAAUGAUGUUUGCAUUUAUCAUGGUCCCAGUGGAGUUAUGACUAUGGGAAGGUGCCCCGAUCGUUCCACUUCUCAGUACUUUAUGGAAGCCUAUAAUACUGUAAGUCAACAUACUGUGAAGUCAUCCAAAAGCAAUAAUGAUGUCAAAUGCUCUACUUGUGCAAACCUGCCCGUGAAUUUGGAUGCCCAGUUAAUGAAGAAAAGCUCUUGGUCCUCUACAUUGACAGUGAGCAGAGCCCGUGAGGUUUACCAGAAAGCUUCAGUUAAUAUGGAUCAGACCCUAGUGAAGUCAGAGACAUGUCAACAGGAGCGGUCUUGUCAAUACCUUCAGGUUCCCCAAGAUGAAUGGAGCGGGUACGCUCCGCGAGGCAAAGAUGACGAGAUUCCAUGCCGGCGGAUGCGCAGCGGCAGUUAUAUUAAAGCCAUGGGGGACGAUGAUAGCGGGGACUCAGACACCAGCCCGAAGCCAUCGCCAAAGAUUGCAGCACGAAGGGAGAGCUAUCUCAAGGCCACCCAGCCCUCACUUACGGAACUCACCACCCUCAAGAUAUCCAGCGAACACUCUCCAAAACUUCAAAUCCGGAGCCACAGUUACUUGAGGGCAGUGAGUGAAGUCUCAAUCAAUAGGAGUUUGGACAGUCUGGACCCUGCAAGUCUGUUAACUUCUCCUAAAUUCCGUUCCCGGAAUGAGAGCUACAUGAGAGCCAUGAGCACCAUUAGUCAGGUGAGUGAGAUGGAAGUAAACGGUCAGUUUGAAUCAGUCUGCGAGUCAGUGUUCAGCGAACUAGAGUCUCAGGCCGUAGAGGCCCUGGAUCUGCCAAUGCCAGGCUGCUUCCGCAUGAGGAGCCACAGCUAUGUGAGAGCAAUUGAGAAGGGCUGUUCCCAAGAUGAUGAAUGCGUGUCGCUGAGGUCCUCAUCUCCCCCCCGCACGGCCACCACAGUGAGGACCAUCCAGAGCAGUACUGUGUCAUCCUGCAUUACCACGUAUAAGAAGACACCACCUCCUGUUCCACCAAGAACCACCACAAAACCUUUUAUUUCUAUCACGGCCCAGAGCAGCACAGAGUCUGCCCAAGAUGCAUACAUGGAUGGGCAGGGACAAAGGGGCGAUAUCAUCAGUCAGUCUGGACUUAGUAACUCUACAGAAAGCUUGGACAGUAUGAAGGCCCUAACUGCUGCUAUUGAGGCUGCUAAUGCACAGAUCCAUGGCCCUGCAAGUCAGCAUGUAGGCAACAAUAAUGCAACUGUCACCACAACCACCACCAUUGCCACCGUUGGUGGGGAAGACAGAAAGAAGGAUCACUUCAAGAAAAACAGAUGUUUAUCCAUUGGAAUACAGGUUGAUGACGCUGAAGAAUCCAUCAAACCAGGUGAAAAUAAAGCAACCAGUAAGUUCCAAUCCAUAGGAGUUCAAGUAGAGGAGGAGAAGUGCUUCCGCAGGUUUACUCGAUCUAAUAGUGUAACAGCAGCUGUGCAAGCAGACCUGGACUUCCAUGAGAAUUUUGAAAUAUCAUUGGACCCUCAGGAGGACAAUACAUGCACUGGGCAAAUAUCAAGACAAUAUUCCCGAGAUGCAAGCACCUCCACUGUUAGCAUACAGGGGUCAGGAAACCAUUAUCAUGCAUGUGCAGUAGAUGACGACUUUGAUACAGAUUUUGAUCCUUCAAUUUUACCCCCUCCGGAUCCCUGGAUUGAUUCUAUAACUGAAGAUCCUCUGGAGGCUGUUCAAAGGUCAGUUUGUCACAGAGACGGGCACUGGUUUCUGAAGCUUCUUCAGGCAGAAAGAGAUCGUAUGGAGGGCUGGUGCCAACAGAUGGAGAGAGAAGAACAGGAAAACAACUUACCUGAGGACAUUCUAGGGAAAAUUCGAACUGCAGUGGGCAGUGCACAGCUUCUCAUGGCCCAGAAAUUUUACCAGUUCAGAGAACUGUGUGAAGAAAACCUGAAUCCUAAUGCACAUCCAAGGCCGACCUCCCAGGAUUUAGCAGGGUUUUGGGAUAUGCUCCAGUUGUCCAUAGAAAAUAUUAGUAUGAAAUUUGAUGAACUUCAUCAGUUAAAGGCCAAUAAUUGGAAACAGAUGGAUCCUCAUGACAAGAAGGAGAGAAGGGUCCCUCCUCCAGUGCCAAAGAAGCCAGCGAAAGGUCAGGUGCCACUCAUACGGGAACGUUCUCUGGAAAGCUCACAGCGUCAAGAGGCCCGGAAACGGCUGAUGGCUGCCAAACGAGCCGCAUCUGUCCGCCAGAAUUCAGCCACUGAGAGCGCUGAAAGCAUUGAGAUUUACAUCCCUGAAGCCCAGACGAGGCUAUGAAGGGAUCCCACCAGGAGGACUCUCACUGGCAAGACAAGUCUCUUGUAUAAUCUGCUCCUCUAGGUCCCUAUUCAGAGCCACCAUUAAGUAUUUGUAUUCCCCUCUUUCUUUCUUUCUCUCUCUCUCUCUCUCCCUCUCUCUACAUAAUCCCAAUGAUCCCAAUGAAUUCCACUUUUGUGGUGUAGUUGUCGAUCCUCCAAGAGAUGUCCUCUAAUAACCGUUGCUUUCUAAAGGUUUGCCCAUGUCAUUAUGCUUUGUCACAUGUAUUGAUGCUGCCACCUUGCCUCAUGUAAGAGAGUACAAUCCUUCUUUCUGUUUAAGAAAUAAAUACAGAACUCACAGACACACACACACACCUGUAUAGUAAAUACACCAUUUAACGCAUUCAUGAUCUUUAGUUUAUCUAAAGUUAGUCUGUUACCUGGUGUACAGCAAUAUAAAACUAUAGAGUAUUUUGGAAAUUCAGUAAUGCAGGGUGACCCUUUGGGACUCUGCUGUCUUCCUCAUUAAAGAUUAAAGGAGCUAUGGCUCGGAUUCCCUUCUUUUUAUUAUUAUUAUUUUUUAAGCAGAUGGCGCACUUUAUUCUAAACCUCAGAAUCAUAUCUUACCUGAAUUUAAGACGUCACAAAGGGCGAGGUAGGGGGAGAGAUAGCUGUGGUGUGGUGAAAGGAGGGAGAAGUAAAUCCUGCAGGUGAGAUUGUGAGGGACAGAAAAGAUCCUGUGAAAAGAUACCUGCACACUCUCACAGCUGCACAAACUGCCUCAUUUGUAUUUCAUCAAUCACUACUUAAACAUUUUGAUCAGCAGAAGAUUGUAAAUUCGAUCUUCCAGGGAAAUCAUCUAUUUUGAAAGGCAAUAAAAAGGCAAAAGGAAAGGAGAUAAGAAGAAAUGAUGGUUGAAGAUAAUAUAAAAAGGGACUUUUUUGUCAAAGUAUUAAGAAUUUUUAAAACUGUACUGUAUUGUCAAUUCCUAUCGUAUUGUAUUGUACUCUAUUGGUUUUAAAAAAAGAGAAGAAAAAAAAGAAAAAAAAACAGCUUGGUUUUGUUGAUGUCUUAAUCUUGGUGAAACUAUCAGAUUUCACACCCAUCCACCCCUGUUACUGAAAUACUGUAAAUGGAAUCCAUGCUGUUUUUCAAAGCAAGACUUUGUUUUGUUUUAUACACAGCUGGUUGUAAGCUUCAGGUCAGACUGCUUCCAUCAGAUGGUUCAUAGCUGGGAGUAAGUUUCUCCUUUAGUCUCUUUUUUAACAAUAUAAAAUACCCCAUUUUUCAAAAAUUAGGAUUUUUCAGAUGCAGUGGGACCAUAAUGAGCCUAUAUUUGUUCUCUACAUUAGCUUCUGAAAUCAUGAACAAUAUGCAUUCCCUAGUCUUCAGCAAUUUAUUUGAUACUUAGGGUAAAAUCUUGCCCUUGCUGCUUGGAGUUGCACUGAUGGAGGAAGGUGUUGGCUGUGCAUUAGUGACACUAGCCAUUGUGCCAGCACAGGAUAGGAUGUCUUGGGUAUGUCGCUGAAAAUGAGCAACUGGCACAUGCUGCAGAAGGCAACGUUAGUGCUAGUUGGCCGGGCCCACUUGGCUAUGCCCCAUAGUCAGCAGACCAUGCCCUUUUGGGACUGUUGUGUGUCUUCUGGCAUAGUAGCCAUUCCCCAUUGUUAGUGCUCUCUUGAGCUCUAGGUUAGAAUCCUGCCCUGCUCAGGGUGGUUCUUAUGAUCUCUUCUCCCACUUGGACAUCCAUAUAGCACAGGGCAGGGUGUGACCCUUACAAGAAAGGAAGAUCUUUUCUCUCUAACCUGGAAAUGGUAUAGCGACAGAGUCCACUGAGUGGUGGCUAAUGUGCACUUUGCAUCCAACCAAAGUUGGCUGUAAAUGCCCUUAUUCUUUAAACAGUGUGAACAUUCCACCUGUGAAAAUUCCAGUGCAUGGUAGCCUUAACUGUGUAGCUCCCAUCUUAAAACAUUUGAAAUUCCCACCAGAUAGUUAAGCACUUUCUAAAAAUAUACAUCUAAGAUCAUGCCAGACAGCUUCUUUUAAUGUAACAUAGCCAGGUGCUAAUUUAAUUUCAUUCAAGAAAUUAGGAGAGGUAAUAGGUUCUGGCACCAAAUAGUUUCAUGAAAACAUUGUAAAGCCACUAGAGAAUUUGCUACCUCUCAAAGCCAUUGAUAUCUGAGCUAUGUCUUUAUAAACAGGGCACAAAUAUUUACUGCUGUGGUUUACAAGAUAAGGGCUAAUAAUUUAAUAUUUAAAAGACUUUUAACUACAGUGAUCAGAAAUCCAGUGUAACCCCACUGAGUGCUUCAUGUUAAGGGAGCUUUGAAAGGUUGGCCCUAUAAGCAUUUGAAUACCAGUGUAUUUGCUAGUUUUGAAAAGAACCCACUUCAUUUAACUUUUAGCAGCAAUGAAAGAUCACAAUGUUUGCAGUAUAUAUAGUGCCAACUGCCACUUUUCGUCAUAUAGUCAUGUUAAGUAUUAAAAAUUAUUUGGAACUCAUUUGUACUAAGAUGUACAAAGCAGCAUUCAGGUGAGGAUGCACGCUCAUAACUACAUUUCAGUUGAUUUGAAGUUUUCUGAAAGAAGAGUUAAGACUUAUAUUGAGAAGUGGCUACAGAAAUUUAUAUAAAGGUUAUGCCAUAGUGAGUUCCAAAAAAUAGAAGAAAACAGAAGACUUUUUAGUCUUGUACAUUAUGAAUUGUAUUUGUAUAUCAUAUGAUAUUUUUGGUAUGUAUUUUAAAUUGAUUCUUAGUUGAAUGCCUGUUGGUUCCUAAUGACUGUGGACAGGCCAUUAUAACAUUUGCCUAGCUUUAUAGCAAAAUUUGAAGUGUACACCCAAUUUAGGAAUUGGUAAAUAUGGGACAGAAACUACUUCUGCCCCCUAGAAUGCCACUAGUUAGCCACUUGACUUAUUACAUAUCACCACAGACAGUUGUUACAUCAUUUAUUUUAGUGUAAGUUGUAAUUAUUUAUUUUUAUUCUUAUCUGUUCAAAUAUAAACUAAAAGUUACUAUAUUGCGUUUAACUUGGUAUAAAAUUGUUGUUGUUUUUUUUCCUUGGGGGAAAAUUUAAAAGAAAAAAAGGUUGUUUUUGUCUCCUACAUUGAGUUUAAAAAAAAGUAUUUAUUAUAUUUUUUGCAGAUGUUUCCAUAAAAUUCUCAUAAUCUUUUUGUAAAGAAUGAUGAAGAAAUGGAUUAAAGAUUUUUAAUAUUUGAAAAGGUAAAUAGAAAUAACUUAUUUGUAAUAUAUUUCAGUUUAUUUAUUGGUGUUCCCUUAAUGUUCUGAUGUGCACUAUCACUUUAAUUUGAAUUUUAUCUUUGUGAAUUUAUUGUUUCUUUUUUAAAAAAAAUGUUUAAAUGCAUAUUUUAAAUAAUAACUGGAAUGUAAAUCACUGGCCUACCUGCAUUCCCAAAUGUGAUUUUAAAAGUGUUUUUGGUUUGGAAAAAAAGGAACAAAAUUGAAAGCCUUUAGAUGGAGGGGUGGAGAGCAUUUUUAUGGCUUUAUGAAAUGGGUUUUCAUAGGAUUAUCUAUCUAGUUUGUGUGUGGACAGAAAAAUGUAAAUAGACGAACAUUUCCCAUAAUGUAAAAA
Trachemys scripta elegans is the source of this 7181-nucleotide messenger RNA. RefSeq names its product DLG associated protein 1 (gene DLGAP1). The coding region runs from base 679 to 3609 and encodes 976 amino acids. Gene Ontology annotation, molecular function: molecular adaptor activity. Gene Ontology annotation, cellular component: glutamatergic synapse; postsynaptic specialization. Gene Ontology annotation, biological process: signaling. The record is from RefSeq and is a predicted model, not a curated record. Lineage: Eukaryota; Metazoa; Chordata; Testudines; Emydidae. The transcript is spliced from 13 exons.